Protopolystoma xenopodis is the source of this 321-nucleotide messenger RNA. Lineage: Eukaryota; Metazoa; Platyhelminthes; Monogenea; Polystomatidea; Polystomatidae. The record is from the annotation of a GenBank genome assembly.
AUGAACCUUUGCCUUAGUAUUGUCCGCGAUGUUAUGCUACGCAAACGCACUUGGGCUGAGCUUUUUGAGUAUGCCUUCUUCUUCACAUACAAACAUUAUGUUGUUGUAAUUGUAAUUGGGCGAUCACUGAGCUCAUUCACAGGGCUCUGUGGUCUUGUUGAAUCAAAGUUACGUGUGUUGGUGGGUAAUUUUGAGCAGAACAGAUACGUAAAAAUGGCGCACAUUAACUGUCGUGCCUAUGGUCCUGGGCCUAACGAUGAACUUCCCCAGCCAGACGGAGGGGAAGAUACGGAAAACAUACGUAAGCUAUCUCAAUUCUAG